Molecule: messenger RNA, 1590 nt
Organism: Armigeres subalbatus
Lineage: Eukaryota; Metazoa; Arthropoda; Insecta; Diptera; Culicidae
Product: alpha-amylase A-like
Exons: 1
Coding region: 24-1502 (492 amino acids)
Biological process (GO): carbohydrate metabolic process
Molecular function (GO): alpha-amylase activity; cation binding
Source: RefSeq, a predicted model, not a curated record
UCCAAUUGUCACUUAGUAUUGCAAUGAAAAUUUUGCCAAGCGUCCUCGCGGUAGCCUUGGCCUUCGGUGCGGUAUCGGCUCAGUUCGAUCCGCAUCAAUGGUCCGGCCGUAGCGGAAUCGUGCAUCUGUUUGAGUGGAGAUGGAACGACAUUGCGGAUGAGUGUGAGCGGUUCUUGGCCCCGAUGGGUUACGCCGGUGUCCAGGUUUCGCCUCCAACGGAGAACGUCAUCAUUUCCGGUCGACCCUGGUGGGAACGGUACCAACCGGCUUCCUACCAUCUGAACACCCGUUCCGGAACAGAAGCCGAAUUCGCCAGCAUGGUUCGGCGUUGCAAUCAGGUGGGCGUGAGAAUCUACGUCGAUAUUGUCAUCAACCACAUGGCGGCUGUCUCCGGAACUGGGACUGGAGGUUCGACGGUGUCCGGACUUAACUUCCCCGCUGUGCCUUAUGGAUCGAACGACUUCAACCCGCAUUGCGAAAUUUUGAAUUACAACGAUCGGUAUCAGGUGCGUAACUGUUGGUUGGUUGGAUUGCCAGAUCUUGCUCUAGCAACGCAAUGGGUUCGUGAUAGAAUUGUCGAUUUGAUGAACAAGUGCAUCGGGUAUGGCAUUGCUGGAUUCCGCGUAGAUGCCGUUAAGCAUAUGUGGCCUGAAGAUCUGGAGCAUGUCUUCAACAGACUCAAUAAUCUGAAUACCGAUCAUGGAUUCCCGGCGGGAUCAAGACCUUUCUUGACCCAGGAGGUCAUUGAUUUAGGUGGAGAAGCGAUCAGCGCCACGGAGUAUACUCAUCUGGGAACGAUCACCGAGUUCAAGCAUUCGGCCGAAAUCGGUCGCGUGUUCUACGGACGCGACAGAUUGGCCCAUCUGUCUAACUGGGGAGAGGGAUGGGGAUUCCUUCCGUCGCAUUUGGCACUCGUAUUCGUCGACAAUCAUGACAACCAACGUGGCCAUGGAGCCGGAGGCGAUAAUGUUCUUACCUACAAAGUAUCCAGAAACUACAGAAUGGCUACCGCCUUUAUGUUGGCACAUCCGUUCGGAAUCGUUCGCAUUAUGAGUUCUUUUGCUUUUGACGACGGCGAUCAGGGACCACCACAGGACGCCAACGGAAACUUGAUUCCUCCGUCGAUUAACGCCGAUAACACCUGCGGAAAUGGGUGGGUUUGCGAACAUCGAUGGCGCCAGAUCUACAACAUGGUCGGUUUCCGUAAUACCGUCGGAAAUAGUGCCAUCAGCAACUGGUGGUCCAACGGAAACCAGCAGAUUGCGUUCUGUCGGGGCACAUCUGGAUUCGUGGCAUUCAACUUGGAAGGUUCGGAUUUGAAUCAGAACUUGCAGACGUGUCUACCGCAAGGAACGUAUUGUGAUGUCAUAUCCGGCAGCAAGAGUGGAUCGUCCUGCACCGGUAGUACCGUUCAGGUUGGAUCUGGUGGAACGGCAAACAUCGUGAUUGCUUCCAACGCCUACGAUGGUGUCUUGGCUAUUCAUGUCAACGCAAGGCUGUAAGAUGGGUUGAAAAGAAUGGAUUAUUGCAAGAAACCGAAGGAGGUAGAAUGGCAAACAUGAUAUUCAAUUGAUUUAUUAUGCAAUAAAA